AUGCCAGGCCUCAGAAUCGCCUUCACAGGUGGGUCAGGCAAGGUUGGCCGACAUGUGAUCAAGGAACUACUUCGCUACGGCCACCAAGUCAUCAACCUUGACCUUGUCGACCUUGCGCCCUUGUUCAAGGACUUCCCCGAGCUGCAGGAUGUCCACACCAUCAAAUGUGACCUCACCGACAGCGGCCAGGUGUUCAGCUGUCUCAACACGCACAUGAAAGUAGGCGAACCUUUCCCCGCAGAAACACCACGACCUCCAGACGCGGUGAUCCACUUCGCCGGCGUCAAUAAACCGAUGAUCGUCUCCGAUGGAGAAACGUUCCGGAUCAACGUCAUGGGCACCCACAACGUGAUCGAGGCGGCGUGUAAGCUGGGGAUCAAGAAGAUUAUCAUUGCGAGCAGCAUCACCGUCUAUGGCGUCGCCUUUGGCCAGGGAAAUUUGGAAUACGCCUCCUUUCCGGUCGUCGAGGAAGCGGAUUGUAACCCAACGGAUCCCUAUGCGCUGUCGAAGCUGUGCGGUGAGCGUACUGCGAAGAGCUACGCGACGAGGUUCGGCGUGGAUAUAUACUGCCUCAGAAUCGGGAGGGUGUUCGAACCGGAUGAGUACAACGGUGACGUGUUCCGGGGCUAUGUCCGCGAGCCGGAGAAGUGGUUUCAGCAUGGCUGGUCCUACACAGACGCGAGAGAUCUCGGUCAAAUAUGCCAUCGCGGGCUUGGGAAGUCGGAUCUCGGAUUCCAGAUUUUCAACGCCGUCAACGACACCAUCACCAACUUGAGCGAGGAUACGGCCCUCUUCCUGAGGAAGUUGUAUCCGCAUAUUCCGCAUACGAGAGAGCUGCGCUCGGGAGAAGCUCCCAUCAGCAAUGAAAAGAUUCGGCGGCUGUUGGGCUUUAAACAAGAGCAUGAUUGGCAGAGUUACUUUGGGAGUGAUAUGUAG
Fonsecaea erecta is the source of this 936-nucleotide messenger RNA. RefSeq lists its product as hypothetical. The record is from RefSeq and is a predicted model, not a curated record. The coding region runs from base 1 to 936 and encodes 311 amino acids. The transcript has a single exon. NCBI's taxonomy places the organism in Eukaryota, Fungi, Ascomycota, Eurotiomycetes, Chaetothyriales, Herpotrichiellaceae.